This is a messenger RNA of Lontra canadensis (Northern American river otter), 2036 nucleotides long. It is a transcript of the gene SOCS3, whose product is annotated as suppressor of cytokine signaling 3. Lineage: Eukaryota; Metazoa; Chordata; Mammalia; Carnivora; Mustelidae. Bases 343 to 1020 code for a protein of 225 amino acids. Gene Ontology annotation, molecular function: 1-phosphatidylinositol-3-kinase regulator activity. Gene Ontology annotation, biological process: intracellular signal transduction; phosphatidylinositol phosphate biosynthetic process. Gene Ontology annotation, cellular component: phosphatidylinositol 3-kinase complex. The transcript is spliced from 2 exons. The record is from RefSeq and is a predicted model, not a curated record.
CGCCGCCGCCAGCGCCGCCGCUCCGGCCCAGCUCCCGCCGCGGCCCCUCGCCUCGUCCCCGCCGGCCGGCCCGGGGACGCGCAGGGGGCAGGGCGGGCGCCCCUGCGAAGCCCGAAGGACGCGCGCGCGAGGCCCUUUGUGGACUUCACGGCCGCCAACAUCUGGGCGCAGCGCGGGCCACCGCUGGCCGCCGCCUCGCCUUGGGGACCGUAGGAGGCGCAGCCCCGAGGCCGGAGACUUCGUUUGGGGACGAGCCCCCCGGGAUGCGGUAGCGGCCGCUGUGCGGAGGCCGCCGAGCAGCUGCAGCCGCCGCCGCGCAGAUCCACGCUGGCUCCGUGCGCCAUGGUCACCCACAGCAAGUUUCCCGCCGCCGGGAUGAGCCGCCCCCUGGACACCAGCCUGCGCCUCAAGACCUUCAGCUCCAAGAGCGAGUACCAGCUGGUGGUGAACGCAGUCCGCAAGCUGCAGGAGAGCGGCUUCUACUGGAGCGCCGUGACGGGCGGCGAGGCGAACCUGCUGCUCAGCGCCGAGCCCGCCGGCACCUUCCUCAUCCGCGACAGCUCGGACCAGCGCCACUUCUUCACACUCAGCGUCAAGACCCAGUCGGGGACCAAGAACCUGCGCAUCCAGUGCGAGGGGGGCAGCUUCUCGCUGCAGAGCGACCCCCGGAGCACGCAGCCGGUGCCCCGCUUCGACUGCGUGCUCAAGCUGGUGCAUCACUACAUGCCGCCCCCCGGCGCCCCCUCCUUCCCCUCGCCACCGACCGAACCCUCCUCUGAGGUGCCGGAGCAGCCGCCAUCCCAGCCGCUCCCCGGGAAUCCCCCCAGGAGAGCCUAUUACAUCUACUCGGGCGGCGAGAAGAUCCCCCUGGUGUUGAGCCGGCCCCUCUCCUCCAACGUGGCCACUCUCCAGCAUCUCUGUCGGAAGACGGUCAAUGGCCAUCUGGACUCCUAUGAGAAAGUCACCCAGCUGCCUGGGCCCAUUCGGGAAUUCCUGGACCAGUACGAUGCCCCGCUUUAAAGAGCAAAGGACAGGGGUCGGGGCGAGGAGCCUGGGUCCCCUCUCCUCCGUGGCACAUGGCACAAGCACAAGAAUCCGGCCAGGAGAGCCCUGCGGCUCUGGGCGAGCCAGCGGAGGGGCGGACUGGCCCCUCCCUUCGGCCCUCCCCCCUGCAGAAUGGGGCAGGCGGGACCUGGAAUGUGUUUGAGAGAAGGGGGAGUGCCACCUGAGCGCCCCGCCCCCACUCCAGCUUCUCCGGAGGAGUCCGCUGGCCCGGUGGGGACAGCGACGACAGCCGUGGAUUCUCUUCUCAGCUCUUCGCUUCCUCGACUCCCCCUGCAUUUCCAAACAGGGGACACUGCGGGAGUGUUGAACUAGUGAGAACUGCCGGGGAGUCUUCAAACUUUCCAACGGAACUUGUUUGCUCUUUGAUUUGGUUUAAAAGGUAGCUUUAAACCCGAGCAGGUCUCUGGCCUGUGAAAGGGUGCGGGAGAGGGCGCCCAGGGCCCCAGGGCUGCAGGCUGGCCGCGGCGUUGGCCGCUCCCACUGCCCACCCCCAAGUGAGGAGGGCGACUGUGUGCUCCUCCCGUGGCUUUGGGGGAUAAGGGCAAGCGGUGACCUGAAGGGGUCCGUUCUGUCCCCGUCUCUGGGACAGCCACCAGAAACAGGUCGCAGAGUCCAUCUAGUGCCCGGGACCCCAGGGCCCUUCCCCCGUUUUAAGGGGGAAGUGGCACUGGGAGCGGAAAGGGUGGGCAGGUCAGUUACUCUUUUCCCCACCCCUGCUCUACCUUCUGGCACCUGGGGCGGGUCGAAGAUGGAGGAGAUGAGCCAUCUUUGACCCCAGAUUCCGGACAGAGAAGAUGAGGGAUUCUAGUUUGUGCCUCCUGACUGUCUGGCUAGGAGAUUUGCCUUAAAUGCUCCCUGUCCCAUGGAUAGGGACUGGCACACAAGAAGCCACACACUCAGCCAAUCCCGACAGAGGCCAAGGGAUCCUCGGAGGGCUGGCCGCUGGGCGUGGGGGGAGGGGUGGGCGGAGG